UUUUUUUCGUAAAAUUAUAUAAUUUGCACUAAAACGAUUGAGGGGAUAAAAAAAAAAAAACGAGAAAAUGUCUCAAAAAAAUAUAAACAAGCCACCUCUAAGCCAUUCAGCUUCUUGGUCAGCGGGUGUUGCAUCAUCAGAACAUACAUCUUCUAGUAUAUAUUCAGAACAUAAAAAUAUAUCAAAUGCUUCUAUAAAUUCUGAGAAAUUUAUUAAUGAUGAUUCCUAUUCUAAUAUUCAUCCAUAUAUUGGAUUACGUGGAAAGUUAUCAUUAGCAUGGAUCACUUACCCGAUUAUUUCAUUUAUAUUUGUAAUCGGCAGAUUAUUCAUCGCAAUGAAUUCGAUUGAUCCAAUUAUAGAAGAUAUAAGACAACGAGUCAAUAAGUCAUGUGAUGCACUCGAAUUAGCUACGUCAUCUUUAAUAUCUUUACCACAUUUUAUGGCUGGACCUUUUAAUGACUCAAUAACUGAUACAAUAAAUUCGACAAUUCGAGGAUUUGUAAGAACCUUGGACUUGGGUAUUCAAGCAUUGAACGGUAUAAUAGUAUUUUUCAUUAAUUUGUAUAAAAGUACAUUUCGAUGUCUUUUAGAACUGGCCGUACGAGGAUCAAUAAGUGCCGUAUCAGAAGCUGUUAUAUUUUUACAAGGUUUCUCAAAUAAUGCAUUAGCUGGAAUUAAGACUGCAAUAGACAAUUCAAUUGCUGGAAUUAAUUCAUCUUUAGAAGGUGUUAGAAAUGCAUUAUCAAAUGUUGGUGGAUUAUUAAAUUUACCCGAAAUUCCUACAGUAUCUAUUCCGGCAGCAGAAGAUUUAAAUAAGGUCACAUUUCCAACGACCGGUAUCGUUAAUGGUUUAGAUACUCUUAAUGCAAGUAUUCCCUCUAUGGAUGAAAUUGAAAAUAGAUUAACAAAUUUAAUUUCAAUUCCAUUUAAUGAAUUACGAGUUAUUAUUAAUAAUUCUAUGUCAGAUAUAAAAUUUAAUUCGUCAAUCCUUCCAGUACCUCCAAUGGGUAAUAACAUAAAAUUUUGUGAAAAUAAUUUAAAUCUUGAAGUACUUGAUAAUAUUAAAAAUGAUUUGAAAAGAACAGCAUGGAUUGGACUUUCUAUAUUAUUUGCACUUUCUAUAUUAUUAAUUUUAGCAAAUAUAUUUUAUAUUUGGAUCUCUCAUAAAAGAUUUAUGAACAAAGUUGAUAAAAGUUUAAAUAAUUUUAAAAGGACAAAUUCGAAUAUAAAUAAAAAUUCGAUUAUUGAUAUUAUUAAAUUUUCAGAAAAUCCAUUUUUACAAAAUUAUAUAGUUAAAACUUCAACUUAUUUUAAGAAUCGAGAAAAUCAAAAAAUUUAUCGAUGGUUUUGGGAUUAUAUAUUAUUUAAACCGGCGAUUAUAUGUUUUAUUAUUGGAUUAUCAGGAAUUAUAUCUAUAUUUAUUCAAAUUGCAAUAUUAAAUGGUGUUCGACAUACUUAUAAAGAUGAAAUUAGUGAAAGUAUUGCUAAUUUUGGAAAUACUGUUAUGGGACUUAUGAAUUCAAAUUUACAAGAAUCAUCUAAACAAUAUUCUACACAAAGCAACAAUAUUAUAAUAAAUUUGGAGAAUGAUAUAAAUCAAAAUUUAUUUGGUUGGGUUAAUAUUACCACAACAGCUCUUAAUAAUACAUUGAAUACAGCAGUUGAUGAAAUUGUUGGAUUUGUUAAUACAACAUUUGGUGGAGUUCCAUUUAUAAGAAAUGUAAUUGAUGAAUUAUUAAAUUGUUUAAUUCUUGUAAAAAUUAAAGGAAUUCAAAGUGGGUUAACAUUUAUAAAAGAUAAUUCUCACCUUGGUUUGCCACGUGUUAGUGAAAAUAUAUUAAUGAUAAAACCUGAUAAAAUGAAUUCAGUCAUAAGUGAAGCUACGAUUAGAUUUGCAGGUGAACCCGAUGAAGAAGGUACGGGAGGACAAAUUGGUAGAUUAUUUGAUGCUUAUGAAGAUAGGUUAAAAUCCGAACUCCCUCUUUUUUGGAUUUUAAUCGCUUGUUGGGGCGUCGUAUUAAUUUUUGGAUUAAUAAGAAUUAUAUGGUUUAAACUUCAUCACUAA
Messenger RNA from Rhizophagus irregularis DAOM 181602=DAOM 197198, 2065 nucleotides. RefSeq lists its product as uncharacterized. NCBI's taxonomy places the organism in Eukaryota, Fungi, Glomeromycota, Glomeromycetes, Glomerales, Glomeraceae. The record is from RefSeq and is a predicted model, not a curated record. Gene Ontology annotation, cellular component: mating projection tip.